Prunus armeniaca (apricot) is the source of this 351-nucleotide messenger RNA. The record is from the annotation of a GenBank genome assembly. NCBI's taxonomy places the organism in Eukaryota, Viridiplantae, Streptophyta, Magnoliopsida, Rosales, Rosaceae.
AUGAAGGGACUUGUUUUCGAGAAGAAGGCGAGUCACGCCGCUAGUAGGCCUACUAGGAUGGAGAGAACGCGAAGAUCAUUGUGUUCAAUUCUAGAUUUCGCCUCCAAAGACCGAUACACUACAGCGGGGAUGGCUUUGCUGUUGAUGGUUUUUUGGGGUACGAAAGGAGGAGCCGGUGAAGUGGAUUUGGGGUUUGUGGGUACGGAUAUGGUGGAUGGGUUCAUGGGUAGGGAUGGUGGAGUGGUGGUGGCUGUGGAUGGGUCAUGGGUAUGGGUUGGGUUUGUGGUGCAGAGAUGGGAGGUGCAAGGUGUUGAUACCAUUGGAGUUGAAGGGAGCGAGUGUUUUUUUUAA